AUGGCUCCUGCCUCUCCAGCAAAACAAGGAAACGAUUCCCAGUGGCCCCCACGAUCUCCGCAUGAAGCCUUGCUUAGUACGCCGCGGGGACGAGAGCGAUACCGACAAAUGAUGACUUCGCCCACGUCUUCGCCGUCAAAAAGAGGUCGCAACCUACCGUCAAUGAACCUCAUGGCCGAGAUUGAAAACGACGAAGAUGACGAAGACGAGGAAACGCUGCAGCUGAAGCUCCAAGAGAUCCAGGCACGGCUCAAGUUGAAGAAGUUACAGAGCGCCAAGUCAAAAAAGACGGACGACAAUGUUGAGAACUUGCAUGCGACGACAUCGGAGCUUGCGAUAUCAUCGCAACCACCAAGUCGUUCAAGGCGCGCAACAACCCCCACGAGGGCAGAGUUACCCACCCAGGAAAAUAACAUUCAGGUUCCUGCAUCACCAGUCAGGAGGAUCCAAGAGCCCCAAGUCCCGAUCUCACCUAGUAGGGUGUUGCUGGGCAUCGAUAAAGGACUCAAGGCCCGGGAUAUUUCCUUGAAGCGUGCGCCCAGUUACAGAGACUCGCAAACCACGGCUGAUAUCGGUCAUUCGGGUUAUCUGCGAAGGUCAAGAACUACGGGAAGCGCCAACUCCUCUUUCGAGAGCAGGCCUCUGAGCUUCAACGAACGAUUGGCAUCUGCAAGGAAAGACGAUGAAGCCAGAGCUCAACGACAGAAAGAGAUCCAAAAGUUGAGAUCAAAUGCCUUUGGAAUCAGCCAGGAUGAGAUGGAGCAAUACAAGAAAAAAGCUAUCGAAAUCCCAGAUGAACCAAUCAAAACCCCAUCCUUUUCAAGGGAUGAGAUCAUGGGCAAUGCCAAACCAGCGGAAAGGCAACGAAGCUAUACUGUUCCCAACAUUCAAUCGCCCAGUAUAAAUAGCCCAGCCACCGCGUCCAUGGCACUGACGAGAAGGAAUAAGACACCCCCUGGCGAAGUAUCCGACGAACAAGCAGCCGGCAUCGAGCCAUACUCGACUUUCCACCUGUCCAAGCGAAUCCUGCCGCACAGUGUCCUUGCUCGACAUGUUUCCGGGAAAAAGGUUCACAUGAUCAAGGAUCUGCUCAGAGUUGUCAAAGCACCAGAUUUCGCCCUACCGGAUAUUGAGCAGGAUAUUGUGGUAUUUGGUAUUCUAGCAAAGAAAUCUGAACCUCGCGCCCACAAGCCGACACAGAAGAAUGGGAAGACAGAGGAUCGGGGGAAAUAUAUGGUAAUGACCCUGGUCGAUUUAGAAUGGGAAUUGGACCUGUUUCUGUUUAACUCUGGCUUCACAAGAUACUGGAAACUCACCGAGGGGACUGUCAUCGGCAUUCUCAACCCCACAAUCAUGCCACCACCACCUGGAAGACACGAUACUGGCAAAUUUAGCCUGGUCAUCAACUCAGAUGAUGACUCCAUUGUCGAAAUCGGAACAGCUCGCGAUUUGGGAGGUUGCCAAUCGGUCAAGAAGGACGGAGACCGUUGUGGCACCUGGAUCAACAAGAAGCGAACCCACUACUGUGAAUUUCAUUCCAAUGAAGCCAUUCGCAAACAGCGCUCUACAAGACUAGAAGUCAACGGAAGCAGUUUUGGCGCCAGAAAGAAUAGUUCUAGAGAAGUUUAUCACUUUGGCGCUCAGAAGAAAGAAGAACCCAAGAAGUACGACUGGGAAACGAAAACGCAUUGGUUUGCCUCGCGUACAAUGAGCGCGGGAGACCUAAUCGAUGGCAAGGAUCGAACUCCGCAUGACCGAAAAGAGAAGGCAGAGUACCUGAAAAGAAACAUGGAGGCGAAGGAAAGAGAACGUGAGAUGAUGAAGACGCUUGGCCAGGUUGGCAAUGCUGCUGGAAGAGAAUAUAUGCGGCAUGGUGGUACGCGAACUUCUAACAUGCCUGUUUCGGGCUCAUCUAUACAAUCGUCAUCAAGCUCGGCGAACAUCGCGGAUGAGGUUUUCAGGCCAGACGCAAGGUCGCUCGGACUGCUAGGAAAAUCUGCUAUCCAUCUCAGCCCCGUCAAACGAAAACGCCCUGACAGCUCUUCAGCUGGAUCACAAGCCGGCUCGGCUACAACCAAUGGGCCGUCGGCUUUUGGUUGGGGAAGUAGUUUGAAAGACAAGCUUUCGAAAAUGAAGGAUGGAGAGAAGCUACGCAAAGACGGACAGCCGCCAGUGCGGAAGAAGACUCGCUUCGUUACAGAUAAGGGCAUUCGAGAAGCUGGGAGAGAAAGUCUCGGCAGCGAACUGUUGAAUCGGCAGGUCAUGCUUGACGAUGACGACGACCUGGUUAUUGUAUAA
Molecule: messenger RNA, 2298 nt
Organism: Fusarium pseudograminearum CS3096
Lineage: Eukaryota; Fungi; Ascomycota; Sordariomycetes; Hypocreales; Nectriaceae
Exons: 2
Coding region: 1-2298 (765 amino acids)
Biological process (GO): DNA replication; DNA replication initiation
Cellular component (GO): replication fork protection complex; nucleus
Molecular function (GO): single-stranded DNA binding; DNA replication origin binding
Source: RefSeq, a predicted model, not a curated record